ACAGCGCCGGCCCGGGCGGGGACCCGCGCGCGCCGCGACCGGCCCGACCUGCGGCGGCUGCUGCCCGCUGGAGCCUCUCCGGGACAGAUCAGUUAUUUCAAGAUGUUUUUCAUGCUGUGAGCCUGGUGUGGGAGAAGAAUAUCUGUGGAAUGAAUUCAGCUGGAUUGAAAGUGAAUCAGAAUGGCUGCUGUCAUCUCGGGUAGUCCUCCGAACCCAAGCUGCAAAAUCAUGACUUUUAGGCCUUCAAUGGAUGAAUUCAGGGAAUUCAACAAAUACUUAGCGUACAUGGAAUCACAGGGUGCUCAUAGGGCUGGAGUUGCAAAGGUUAUCCCACCAAAGGAGUGGAAGCCAAGAAAACAUUACAAUGAUAUUGAAGAUUUGGUGAUUCCUGCUCCAAUUCAACAGAUAGUCACUGGCCAGUCGGGGCUUUUCACACAGUACAACAUUCAGAAAAAGCCCAUGACAGUGAAGGAGUUCAAGCAGCUGGCCAACAGUGACAAAUACCGCACCCCAAGAUACACAGAUUACGAAGAUCUGGAGCGUAAAUACUGGAGGAACUUGACUUUUGUGGCACCAAUUUAUGGAGCAGAUAUCAAUGGGAGCAUUUAUGAUGAAGGUGUUAAGGAAUGGAAUAUUGCCCAUCUUAAUACAAUAUUGGAUGUUGUAGGAGAAGAGUGUGGAAUUUCUAUCGAGGGUGUAAAUACACCAUAUCUGUAUUUUGGCAUGUGGAAAACGACAUUUGCAUGGCACACUGAAGACAUGGAUCUCUACAGUAUUAAUUAUCUCCAUUUCGGGGAGCCAAAGUCAUGGUAUGCUAUUCCUCCAGAGCAUGGGAAACGGCUUGAAAGACUGGCUCAAGGUUUCUUCCCGAGCAGCUCUCAAGGAUGUGAUGCUUUUCUUCGCCACAAGAUAACUCUGAUUUCUCCAUCGAUAUUGAAAAAUUAUGGAAUUCCUUUUGGCAAGGUUACACAAGAGGCAGGAGAAUUUAUGAUCACUUUCCCAUAUGGAUACCAUGCAGGAUUUAACCAUGGAUUUAACUGUGCAGAGUCAACAAACUUUGCCACCAUUCGAUGGAUUGAUUAUGGGAAAGCAGCAAAAUUGUGCACUUGUAGGAAAGACAUGGUGUCAAUAUCCAUGGAUAUCUUUGUGAGGAAGUUUCAACCAGACAGGUACCGACUGUGGAAACAAGGCAAGGAUUUAUAUACCAUUGAUCAUACGAAACCAACACCUGAAUCAACACCUGAAAUAAGGACCUGGCUACAGAGAAGAAAGAAAAUACAGAGCUUUCCGAAGAGCUCCCAGCACCCCAGAUCUCGAUCUAGAAAGCUUAAAACUCCAGAGGACAAGAGAGUAUCUGCUGAUGCAGAAAUCAUCGUGACUGAAGCAGCUACUGCUGGCUUCAAGGUCAGUGAAGAACCUGAAAAAAAAGGGAGAGUGCUAAACACAGGAGUGCCUUCUGGGGAAGAAGAAAACAGUAGUAGAAUGCAGCUGGAUCAACAUUUGUUGGAUCAUGUCAAGGUUGCAGGAAGCCUCACUUCAGACUCAAUUUUGAGCCCUAUUCCUGUAAAAGAGAAAACAAAAAUGGAAGAUGAGGACAUACCGUACCAUAAAGCAGAGGGACAAACUGCUAAAGCAGAAAAUCCAGAUAAACAGCAAAGUGUCUUGAUAGAGGAUGAUAUCGGCAACCUAGAAAGCUGUGGAAGUAGUUUGGAACAUGAAGAAGUGCCCGUUGUAAAAAAGAAUGAAGAAGAUGACAUGGAAACAUGUAGUUCAGAGGAAGUUGCAAGAAAGAAAAUAUCUAAGAGUUGGCGUCAUCCACUAAAUAAACCACCAGCUAGAUCUCCCAUGACUUUGGUUAAACAGCAAGCAACUAGUGAUGAAGAACUGCCUGAGACUACCUUAAUUGAAGAGAAAGUUCAAGAGACAGAGGCAUGGGCCAGGCCUCUGGUCUACCUUUGGCAGACAAGGCAACCCAAUUUCAGUGCUGAAAAAGAAUACAAUGCAGCUUGUGCAAAAAAGGAACCUCACUGUGCCAUUUGUACUCUUCUCAUGCCAUACUAUAAGCCAGUCAAUCAUGAUGAAGAAGGUCCUACUUUCAGGGAAACAAACUCAGCAGGAACACUGAUGGCAGAAAAUGAAAAGACUAAACCUCUUAUUCCAGAGAUGUGUUUUAUUUAUAGUGAAGAAAACACUGAAAACUAUCCAUCAAAUGCCUUUGUUGAAGAAGAUGGAACAAGUCUUCUGAUUUCCUGUGCAAAGUGUUGCAUACGGGUUCAUGCAAGUUGCUAUGGUGUUCCUUCUCAAGAAAUCCAUAAUGAAUGGUUGUGUUCGCGAUGCAGAAAAGAGGCCUGGACAGCUGAAUGUUGUCUCUGCAAUUUGAGAGGUGGUGCAUUGAAGCAAACUACUGACAAAAAGUGGGCACAUGUAAUAUGUGCAAUUGCCAUCCCAGAAGUCAGAUUUGGUAAUGUCACAGAGCGUACUCCGAUAGACACUAGCAGAAUACCUUUGCAAAGGUUAAAAUUGAAAUGUAUCUUCUGCAGACAGAGAGUUAAGAAAAUCUCUGGUGCCUGCAUUCAGUGUUCAUAUGGACACUGCACAACAUCCUUCCAUGUUACCUGUGCCCAUGCUGCAGGAGUGCUGAUGGAACCUGAUGACUGGCCAUUUGUUGUCUACAUGACAUGUUUCAGGCACAAGAUCAACCACAAUGUGAGAGCUAAAGCAUCUGAGAAGACCAUUAGAGUUGGACAGACAGUCAUCACAAAACAUAGAAAUACACGAUACUAUAGCUGCAGAGUCGUGGGAGUGACAUCUCAGCUUUUCUAUGAAAUAAUGUUUGAUGAUGGCUCUUUCAGUCUGGAUACUUUUCCUGAAGACAUUGUAAGCAGAGAUUGCCUAAGGCUGGGUCCACCUGCAGAGGGAGAGGUUGUCCAAGUGAAAUGGCCUGAUGGAAAAGUGUAUGAUGUGAAGUAUUUGGGAACAAACACAACUUAUAUGUAUCAGGUUGAGUUUGAAGAUGGUUCUCAAAUAGUAAUGAAGAGAGAAGAAAUAUAUACACUAGAUGAAGAGCUUCCUAAGAGAGUAAAAGCACGUCUUUCUACAGCCUCUGACAUGAGAUUUGAAGACACAUUUUAUGGAUCAGAUAUUAUCUUGGGAGAGAAGAAGAGGCAGAGAGUAUUGAGUUCUCGCUUUCAGAAUGAAUAUGUGGAUGAUCCGGGAUACCGCACAUUCUUAAAAAGCUCAUUCCAGAAGAAAUGCCAGAAGGGGCUCUAAAGGCAGCAGAUGAAGAGAGAGGGAUGUUGAUUAAAAAGCAUGCAGCAUUA
Messenger RNA from Chiroxiphia lanceolata (lance-tailed manakin), 3320 nucleotides. RefSeq names its product lysine demethylase 4C (gene KDM4C). NCBI's taxonomy places the organism in Eukaryota, Metazoa, Chordata, Aves, Passeriformes, Pipridae. Gene Ontology annotation, biological process: chromatin remodeling. Gene Ontology annotation, molecular function: histone H3K36 demethylase activity; histone H3K9 demethylase activity. The transcript has 23 exons. Gene Ontology annotation, cellular component: nucleus. Bases 181 to 3270 code for a protein of 1029 amino acids. The record is from RefSeq and is a predicted model, not a curated record.